GUUGCAAGCGGGGUGAAAUCUCGGGAGCUGUCUGAAGGAACAAAUAGCGUGAAGAUUUAAAAACGUGCAUUUAGCAGACGGUGAUUCUGCAACAUUUCGCAAGAAGGCAGCACCGUGACUUUCGAUGAUUUAAAGCUCUCUAUCGACGAUAAACGUUUAAUUUCGCCUCUUAUCGUAACUUGGAGGAAGUUAAACUCUGCACGGCUCGGAGUACCCACCUCGGAGCAGAAAGUCAGGUCGGUGGUCGGCAGUUGGUUCUGCAGGAAUGUCGCAGAAAGAGAGACCCAAGUUUUAUCGACAGGAGGUCAACAAGACGAUAUGGGAAGUCCCAGAGCGGUACCAAAACCUGUCCCCGGUUGGCUCUGGCGCCUACGGCUCCGUCUGUUCAGCACAUGAUAUGACAUCAUUUUCCAAGGUAGCUGUGAAGAAGCUCUCUCGGCCAUUUCAGUCCAUCAUCCACGCCAAGAGAACGUACAGAGAGCUGCGGCUGCUGAAGCACAUGAAACAUGAAAAUGUCAUUGGCCUCCUAGAUGUCUUCAGCCCUGCAACAAGUCUGAAGGAAUUCACUGAUGUGUAUCUGGUGACUCACUUAAUGGGGGCAGAUCUCAACAACAUAGUGAAAUGUCAGAAACUCACAGAUGACCACGUGCAGUUCCUCAUAUACCAGAUCCUCAGAGGGUUAAAGUAUAUCCACUCCGCAGACAUCAUUCACAGAGAUUUGAAACCUAGUAAUCUGGCGGUGAAUGAAGACUGCGAGCUUAAGAUUUUGGAUUUUGGUUUGGCACGGCACACUGAUGAUGAGAUGACUGGCUACGUGGCCACCCGCUGGUACCGCGCACCAGAGAUCAUGUUGAACUGGAUGCAUUACAACAUGACAGUGGAUAUUUGGUCAGUGGGCUGUAUAAUGGCAGAACUCCUUACUGGAAAAACUCUUUUUCCUGGAACUGACCACAUUGAUCAGUUGAAGCUAAUCAUGAUGCUCGUCGGGACACCAGGGCCUGAGCUCUUGAUGAAAAUAUCUUCAGAGUCUGCCAGGAACUACAUCAGCUCCUUGGCACAGACUCCCAAGAGGAACUUUGCUGAUGUGUUCAUUGGUGCCAACCCACUCGCUGUGGACCUCCUGGAGAAAAUGCUGGUUCUGGACACAGACAAGCGGAUAACAGCGGCCGAGGCUUUGGCUCACCCAUACUUCGGCCAGUAUCACGACCCAGACGACGAGCCAGAGGCCGAGCCCUAUGACCAGAGCUUUGAGAGCCGCGAGCUGGAGAUUGAAGAGUGGAAACGAUUAACCUACGAGGAGCUGUGUAGUUUUGAGCCACCUAUCUUUGAUGAGGAUGACAUGGAGUGAGGGGACGUGCUUCCCACAUCGACCCCGGCCGCCGACAAUUUGUAACAACCUCAAACAUGUGCAUUCGUGUUAAACUCUAAGACACAUUUGUAUCAGAGUGCCUGCCAGCCUUUGUCAGUCUGUAUUAACCAAGAAAACUUUGUCCACGAGUAGCUCUCGUUAGGAGGUCAUUACCAGCGCAGGGAAAGGAAGAGCUCGACCAGUUAUCAUUAUUCUUAUUUAUGAACCACUAAUGUUGAAGGUCUGUUGCUGGGAAAUGUCACUUCUUGCCAAUAGCUGAAAUCAUUUUAUAUUCUUCAUAUUUUUUUUUUUUUUUUUUUAAAUUUAGAUUUUGAUGACUCGUCACUGUGACACUGAGAUGCUGAAACACCUGGACCUAUAGCUGUGCUAUUUUGUGUUUUUAAAUUUUCUGUGGAGUAACUUAUGAAUAAGCUUCCAUCAAUUGAAAAAGGAAUAUGCUAGUCUACCACUCGCCCUGCCAAGCUGUCACAUAUAGCACUGGGUCACAUGUGUUUGUUAAACGAUUCAAUUAUAUUGUUCCUGUAUUUAAAAAGAGAUGAUUCUGAAGGGUUUCAUAUCUGUGACAGAAGUAAAUUUGAUGUUUUUAGGUAUUUGACAAUUUGAGAAUGUGCCUGUUCUGUGUAGUCACUGACCUUCAGUGCUCGCCAACUGAAUAUCACACGUUUUAAUGGUUAUUUUGAUAGUUUAGAUGCUCUGUGAGUCAUAUUGUGGCAACACAGAAAUAUCUGAGCCUCUGCUGUUUGAGAGACAGUGCUAUUCAACAAGACACCCGAGUAGGAAUAAAAAUAUUCGUAAUGGGUACACGCUCUACUCAAAAAUAUGUAAAUAUCUGUGCGUAAUUUUUUAAAUCUCUGACUUAUUGUGCUUACGUUCUAAAGCAAUCACUUUUAGUAUGUACAUCAGUUAAAGACUUGUGUGUGCGUUUGCGAGAGUGUGUUGUUGGUUUACAGGAAUUUUAAGUGUCAUGCUAAAACCUCUAAUAGAAAUACUGCUUAAAUGUGUAAAAGAGGGAUUUCAGAUGUAUUUAUACUGUGUGGAGGUGGUAUUUAUAAACAACAAUCGAAAGAUCCCUUAAACUAUUUUCAGUCCAGCAGAGUAACUACUAUCAUCAGUCCUUUGUUUAACAAAAUAAAGACUUAUUUUUAAGAGACCUAA
This is a messenger RNA of Epinephelus lanceolatus (giant grouper), 2524 nucleotides long. It is a transcript of the gene mapk14a, whose product is annotated as mitogen-activated protein kinase 14a. Gene Ontology annotation, biological process: protein phosphorylation. The record is from RefSeq and is a predicted model, not a curated record. Lineage: Eukaryota; Metazoa; Chordata; Actinopteri; Perciformes; Serranidae. Gene Ontology annotation, molecular function: MAP kinase activity; ATP binding.